AUGAGUAUGCAGCCCAACUAUGCCCGUGGCUUCCCGCAAGCCGCCCAACGGUCUCCUGCCACGCCUCGUCGCGGGCCUCCAGCACCAGGUCCUGCUAUACCUGUACCGAUGCCACAGCACGCAGUUCCGUCUCAGUACAUCCCUCCUCAGCGCAACAUGCCGCAUCCUAACGACGCCGUUCAGCGUCGCAGUCGUAAGCCCACCGACAAGAAUAUCCCGGAUGGCAUCGAGGAGGUGGUCAUCGGGGAAGGAGUACAACAAUACAAAAGUCUUCGUGACUUAGAGAAGCGAUUGGAUGCCUCCAUUGUGCGUAAGAGGCUGGAUAUUCAGGAUUCGAUCAGCAAGACCGUCAAAAAAUAUCGGACAAUGCGCAUUUGGAUUUCCAACACUGUGGAGAAUCAGCCAUGGCAGACCGGUGCAGGCCAGAACGGAGCAACCCCGGGUAGCAACCCUGGCUCCGGACGCUAUAAAGUGAGAAUCGAAGGACGGCUUCUGGAUGAUGACAACGACCCUACAGCGCCCGAUGACAGCGAAGAUGAAGGCGAGAACGCCGUGGAGAAAGGAGAUGCUAUGGAGCACGAUGGACAAGCUGCCGAGAAGCCGAAGAAACCUGCUGCUAAACGACCAAAACAGCGGUUUUCGCAGUUCUUCAAGUCGAUCACUAUUGAUUUUGACAAGUCUCCAUCUUCGAAUCCGGAGGAGACCAAGACUAUUAGCUGGACGAAGCCGCAGCUACCGGCAAAUGCUGUCACUCUUCCUCCAACUGCGGAUUUCGAUUCCCUGCAAUUCUCUCGUGCGUCUCAGGAUAAUCUAAACGUCACCAUCAGUUUAGUCCGAGACGAGGCCCCUGAGCGAUACAAGUUAAGCAAGGAGCUGGCCGAGGUGCUUGAUGUUGAAGAAGAGACUCGAAGCGGUAUCGUCCUAGGUAUUUGGGACUACAUCCGAGCAAUGGGACUUCAAGAGGAUGAGGAAAAACGACUAGUACGAUGUGAUCAUCGCUUACGAGCGAUCUUCGGACGAGACCAGAUGUUUUUCCCUCAGAUUCCUGAAAGCAUCGGGCCGCACACCAGUCCACUAGAUCCGAUCAAGCUUCCUUACACGAUUCGCGUCGACGAGGAUUUCCACAAGGACCCUACGCCAACGGUCUAUGACAUCCAGGUCGCAGUGGAGGACCCUCUACGCGCCAAAAUGCUUGCCUUGACCCAGAACCCGCAAUAUACAGCGGGAUUGCGCCAAAUUGCUGCUCUAGAUGAUCAGCUGGCCCUUAUUGUCCAAGCUCUAACGCAUUCGAGAGCCAAGCACUCCUUCUACACCGCUCUAAGUAAAGACCCUGCCACCUUCUUGCGGCGCUGGGUCAAUUCUCAGCGCAGAGAUUUGGAAACCAUCCUUGGCGAGGCAACCCGCGGCGGCGGCGAGGAUGGCAGUGGGCCGGAAUUCAGGAGAGGAGGAGCCGAGAGUGUUUGGGAUACGCAGGUGGCCUGGGAGGCUGUGCGUUACAUGCUUGCCAAACCGGAGGCAGCAGCAGCACGAUAG
Aspergillus viridinutans is the source of this 1533-nucleotide messenger RNA. Its product is annotated as SWIB/MDM2 domain-containing protein. The transcript has 3 exons. Gene Ontology annotation, biological process: regulation of transcription by RNA polymerase II. Gene Ontology annotation, cellular component: nucleus; SWI/SNF complex. NCBI's taxonomy places the organism in Eukaryota, Fungi, Ascomycota, Eurotiomycetes, Eurotiales, Aspergillaceae. The coding region runs from base 1 to 1533 and encodes 510 amino acids. The record is from RefSeq and is a predicted model, not a curated record.